AUGCAGCUCCUAUCGUUUCUGUCUGCAGCAGUCUUGCUAGCCCAAGGAGCCGUUGCUGCCCCGAGGCCUGAGGAUGCUACAGAAAGUGUGGCCGCCACCUCUAGCUGCUCCAAAACCCUUGUAAGAAAGGAGUGGAGAGCGCUGUCCAAAAAGGAACAGCUAGACUACAUUGCUGCAGUCCAAUGCCUCCAGCAAAAGCCGGCCAAGACUGGCUCGCUCUACCCUGGUGUAAGGAGUCGGUACGAUGACUUCCAGGCCGUGCACAUUGCUAUGACGGAAAAGAUUCACUUUGUUGGUCAAUUCCUGCCGUGGCAUCGUCAGUUCGUGUAUCUCUAUGAGACCGAGUUGAGAGACACUUGCUGCUAUACGGACUGGACCAAGGAUGCUGUCAGUGAGGCUGCUUGGAACAAGUCGCCAGUGUUUGACAGCGUGUAUGGCUUUGGAGGUAAUGGUCCAUACCUGGCCGAUAUCUCAGGGCUUCCCAGCACAUCCCUUGCACCUGGACCGCUAACGCCGCGAACUGGUGGCGGUUGUGUCUCCACCGGUCCCUUUGCCAACCACACUGUCAGCCUCGGUCCGGGCAACAGUUUGACAUACACGCCUCACUGCCUUCGCCGCGAUUUCAUCCCAUCUCUUGUCACCAAGAAGCUGACUCAGGCUGAGGUCAACUGGGGGACGGCCGCAACCACCUUCUUUGAGUACACUCAACACAUUGAGAUUGCUUCCAUGGCUUCUGACCUGUCUGGCAUCACCACUCACGGUGGAGGCCAUUUUGGUGUAGGUGGUGAGGUUGGAGAACUGUCUGAUAUGUACUCUUCUCCAGGUGACCCGCUCUUCUGGAUGCAUCACGGCAAGUUGGACUACGAGUGGAAUAGGUGGCAGCGUCUAUCUUGGGCCAAGCGCAAGACCGACAUUGGCGGACCUGACACCAUGUGGGCGUACCCGUACAACUACUGGGGUGAUAUUCCGUACAACAACAUCACCCUCGACUUCAAGCUGUCUUAUCCCGGACUAGCACCCAAUGUUACCAUCCGAGACGUUAUGGAUAUCACCGCUGGUAAACUCUGCUAUACCUAUGCUUAG
Molecule: messenger RNA, 1083 nt
Organism: Phaeoacremonium minimum UCRPA7
Lineage: Eukaryota; Fungi; Ascomycota; Sordariomycetes; Togniniales; Togniniaceae
Product: putative tyrosinase central domain protein
Exons: 6
Coding region: 1-1083 (360 amino acids)
Molecular function (GO): oxidoreductase activity
Source: RefSeq, a predicted model, not a curated record